Drosophila persimilis is the source of this 3575-nucleotide messenger RNA. RefSeq lists its product as uncharacterized. The record is from RefSeq and is a predicted model, not a curated record. Lineage: Eukaryota; Metazoa; Arthropoda; Insecta; Diptera; Drosophilidae. The transcript has 8 exons. Bases 768 to 2960 code for a protein of 730 amino acids.
AGAAGCAGCGGCUCGUGUGUUGUUUUGUGUGCGCUUCGAACUCUGAACUCUGUUGCGUGGCAUGCCACAUGCCACAUGCUGAUGCUGACGCGGCCGUGGAUGCUGUGCUGCGGUUUUGAAGCAAUAAUAAAAGCCGUAUAGUAAUUAGUGCUCGCUUGUGGAUUUGCGAAAUUAAAUUAGGAAGCGCACUGGAAAAGUGGAAAAUGUGAAAAAUAUAAAUAUAAAUAAAGUGACACAGGAAACCCAACAGACAACAGCCAACAGACAACAGACCCUUCAGAGCUUCAGUACUUUAUGGAAUUACAAUUUUCGAAUCAAAUCAAAUCAAAUUAAAUGCCAUUACAAACCGCAGACACUAAUCCGAUUUAGAUGGCAAUUUAAUUGGCAUUCAAAUCAGAUUACACGCACAACUGGCCCAAGUGGCACGAGUGGCACAAGCUUUUCUGGCCAUCUCCCAUUGAGGAAUAUUUGUGGAGAUAAUACUGUCCCUGGGCCACAUUCAAAGGGUGAAUAUGGACUCGCAAUGAACGGAACAGCCUCAUAGAAUCCUGUUAACAAAGCACCACAAUGAAUGUCAGCGCGAUUUAAGUGGUGUCGUCUCUGCACUGAAAGGGGAAGGGAAGGCCCAAAAGAAACCAACCAAAGCCGGAACGUGACUUUUGCCGAAAGUAAAUUGAGCCACCGGCCACCGCAGCGAUAAAAGGCUGCGAUGCCAAGCAGCGAAAUUCGCUAGGAUUCGCGCAGUCAAAGAGAUAAAGGAUCUAUCCAUGCGCUACGUGCUGCCCAUGGCUCCCACUUUGGGUGCAUCAGCAACAGUCCCAGCCCCAGCCCCAGCCCCAGCCCCAGCCCCAGCGAUGAGCAGGUAUGACAGUAGGCGACACCUUUCCCAGUCGCACGCUCGGAUGCUGGUCCUGUUCCUGCAGCUCCUGGCAACGGGCGCCACUGCAGCACCAGCCCCAGCACCUGCCGCAGCACCAGCAGCAGGCCCAUUGUAUCGCAGUACCCCAGCGGAUAGCCAGCGCUGUGCACACAAGGGCAUAGUGGAGCUGAUUCGCACGAGUCCUGUCAUUGUAAAGGCCCUCGCUGCCCGGGUCUUCACCGAUGCGGAGCUCGACGAUGGCCAGGGCUCUGACACCGAAACUGCUCUGUCCGCCGGUAUAUUAAUAACAUUAGCCCCGGAAACGAUAUACAAAGGAGCCUCUCUGCUGAAAAUUGCCAAUGGCGCCAACGGCGGAGAGGCCACACUGUCGCUUCGGGCCGGAGGAGGGAUGUCCAGCAGCGGCGGCGGCCAUCGCAACGGAGGCAGCGGCAAUGGAUCCGGAAGUGGAUGUGGAAGUGGAAAUGCUUGGAGCGGCACUGAGUCAGCGUUUCAGUACGAGGGACAGCUGAAUGCAACACUCCAGCCGGCGCGCUGCUUCGACGCAAAUAUGCUGAAAAUGCUGCCAGCGGAAUUAAUUGCCUUUGGCAAAUUGUUGCCUGCCGCCACAGCAGCAGCAGGCCCCAACUCCGGCAGACAGCUGCUCCUGCCACGAGCGCCGGCCAGUGAUGUUCUGCACAUAAGCAUCAACGGUCUGCAUCGCUGGACACCGCAAUUCGAGAAUCAUAUCUGGAAGCAUUUGGGAUGGGAUGAUUGGAGCGACUUCACCCUAUGCAGCGUCACCUGCGGAAAGGGGGUUCAGCAGCGUUUCCGCCGCUGCCUGCUGGACAACCCGAUGGUGGACAUGAAUAUGAAGAUGAACCAGGAGGAGGAAGAGGAGGAGGAAGAGGAGGAGGAGGAGGCCGAGGAGGAAGACGAUGAUGUGGACAUGGAAAUGGUAGAGCAGAUGGACGACACCGCAAAUGAGAUUGCCAGUUCUAAGGAGGCGAAUAACGAUGGCAUUCUGGACAGCCUGAAAGCAGACACGUCCAACGAUGGUGAUGACGAGGCAGAGACAGAGGCAGAGUCCCUGCUCCUCCAACAAGCGAUGACCAGCGAUGAGCCGCUGCACAAAUUCGCACAGAUGGCAACAGCCCAGCCCCAGGCACCUGCCCCCAUCGUGGGAACAAACAGCAGUAAUGAGGCAGCAGCGGUAGGCAAAAGUGUCCGAUUUGUGCCACGGGAUGAGGGGGAAGCCCGAGCCGGAGCCGGAGCCGGAGCCGGAGCCCCAGUCGGUAGCAGGAAGACACGUGCCAGCAAUCAGCACAAGAAGCGCAAGUCGGCCAAGAGUGUGGCUCUGUCGACCCUCCUCUGCGAGGGCUACAACAUCGAGCAGCGCAACUGCAAUAGCUUCGAAUGCAGUGAUGACAUUAGCGAUCUGCUCAAGUUCUACAAGAAGCUGCCACUCAUGGAGGAGCUGCCCACGCAAGCCUCCGAAUCGGCAGCAGCAGUGGGCUCGGUCUCGGUCUCGGCCUCGACGUUCCCUGAGAUGCAGAUGCAAGAUCUCACCACCGCUGCAUCGUCGCCCACACCCUCGGCGCCCUAUAACAUGGGCUACAUUCGAAGCUGGCGGAACAUACUGAACUUUACUCUGAUGAUCACCCUCAGGGCAAAGAACGACACAAAGAGUACGGCCACCAUAUUCUCCAUACGCAAUGCCACGCAUAAUCUGUAUCUGGAGGCGUGCAGCGAUGGUCUGCGCCUGUAUCUGGAACGCGACAAUACAACGGAAAUGUUGCCGGUGAAAUUCAAUUUAUAUGAUUAUCGCUGGCAUCAAGUGGCCAUCAGCAUACAAAAUGGCGAUUUUAUAUCGAUCUACGUGGAUUGCGCGUGGACAAAUAGUUUUGUUGUCUCGAAACGACUGUACACCCUGCCAAUAGAUGCGGACGUGGAGAUUGGACGCGGUUUUAAUGGAGAGCUGCAGCAGCUGCUGGUCCUGCCCGAGCACCAGGAGCGGCUUCAGUGCAGCAACAAGCGGACAUCCAUCAACGAGGUGAAGCGCUACAUCAUCGACACAUUCAUCGAGGACUACGGCGGCAAUUGAAGCGUGUAAAUAUGCAAUGCCGCCGAAUGCAGAACAAUAAUUACAAGCAACAACAACAAGAACAGCAAAUGGCAGGACAUCCCCGCACACAUAUACACAAACACAUACAUAUUGCAUAUGUACGAGUAUGGAGUGGGGGGAGAAUGGGAAUCCAAGCCGAAAUUCGAUUCCAUUUGUGGGCUAAUCAAAAUGGCAUUUCAUUCAAAUAUAUGUAUCUAUGUAUAAGUGCAACAACAAAUGUAUCUAUAAACAUGAUAUGCAAACUAAACACACACACAUAUGUAGAUCACACAGAUACACACACAAACACACAAUGUGAUUCAUGCCUGAUGGCGCAUUCCAUUGCAUUCCAUUCCGAAAUGUCGUGCUGCUAGAAGUGGCCCCCAAGAAUACACACAGACCGGACCGGAAAAAGAUGUCCUCUGUGCGAUUACGAUUACGCAUCUCACUCGUUGCACGUUGCAUUAAGUUAAUUUUGACGGAAUACAAUAAAAGUAAUCGCUGGAGAAGUGUCAGGAGGGAUCAUCGCACGAGGGGGGCAAAAGUGAAACAGAAAAAAGAUCAAAUAUAUUAAUUAAAGACAUACGAUAUGUAAUGGUAACUGGUAACUGGUAA